UAGAUUCGGAAUAUUUGUUAGGCUGUCCAGGUCGUAUAAUCACCGAUUGCAGCUGACGAUUUUUUUAAGGCAUUUUCCUGCUUCUAGGCUCCAAUGCACGCAAUCCUGCCUAACCACCCCUGAGUACAAUCCCGUCUGGAGUAGUGAUAUGGUGAGCUACGACAAUAAAAGCAAAUUGAACUGCGCAAUCAAGUGCGGGUUAAGUAAGUACACACACAAUAUCUGCACAAGUCUCCAGAUCGGAUCGUUCUAAAACUACAUCCACUUGUAUCGUUGUAAAACUACAUCCAUGUCUAAUCUAAACCGGCCCGGACGAGUACGCUAGUUAUCCUGAUUUGGAAUAUAUGUAUAUAUACAAGCCGUAAAGAAAGCACUUGCCUUACUUUUAGUAAGUUAAAUUUGGAGCUGCACAUAUGUAUUCUCCUGAACAUAAUGCGUGUACUGGUUUUAAAUUCCAAUUCCUGAAUUUACGGAUUUUGCUAACAGUCGAAAGCGAAAGGCGCUUUCAAGUUUCAAAGAAUCAAUUGCGUUAAUCUGGUAGGCAACCGGCCUAUAAAUAGGCGUCACUGGGUUUCCGGGGACCUCAGAAGUGCCUGGUAGCUCAAGCGAAGCGGAACCAACAAACUCCCGAAAUGGAUUGGAUCAAAAUAUUUGUUUCAGGUCUUGCCCUGCUAUUGAUUGGGAUGGCGCAGUGCUACCCGCAGUUCGAUAGCGAAAACCCCUGGUUGAGGCCUCGGCAACCCACUGAACCUACGAUAUCUCCGAAUGCGGGGGGCAGUACCCCGGCCAACGCUGCUCCACCAACCACCCAGUCACCGCGCUAUUUCGCCUGUUUCCAUUCAUGCCCGGCCACCAGCGAGUACAAUCCAAUCUGCGGCAGUGAUAACGUGAACUACUACAAUGAAAACAAGUUCAACUGCGCCUUGAACUGCGGCCUAAACAUCCGGAAGGUGCACAAGGGAAUUUGUCAGACUUAGUCUAGAUCGCUUGAAUUCAGUUCACUUGUGUAUGUAAGCAUGAACGUAUUGCAAAUACUCUAUUCAUCGUCUGAUCGAUGACAUCAGCGAAUAUAAAUAUGUAUAUAUGUACGUACAUAAAUAAAAACUUAGCGCUGUUACUGGUAUAUGGACGGUGUAUGACCCC
Drosophila melanogaster (fruit fly) is the source of this 1143-nucleotide messenger RNA. RefSeq names its product Kaz1-ORFB (gene Kaz1-ORFB). The transcript is spliced from 5 exons. The record is from RefSeq and is marked reviewed. Gene Ontology annotation, molecular function: serine-type endopeptidase inhibitor activity. Bases 633 to 977 code for a protein of 114 amino acids. Lineage: Eukaryota; Metazoa; Arthropoda; Insecta; Diptera; Drosophilidae.